Messenger RNA from Ilex paraguariensis (yerba mate), 209 nucleotides. The record is from the annotation of a GenBank genome assembly. NCBI's taxonomy places the organism in Eukaryota, Viridiplantae, Streptophyta, Magnoliopsida, Aquifoliales, Aquifoliaceae.
UGUUGUUGUCAUUACGAGCCAAGUUCGUAUUGAGGCUACAAGGGUGUUAUUUGAGGAUUUUGCCGGUGCAAAUCACCUUGCGUCUUACCCGUCGAUGUACGAACAUGCAAAAGAGACCUUGUCCUGCUGGCUUGAGCGGUUGGCAUCGGGACCUAGCCCAAGAGGACCUGGUCACUGAAUAUGGUGCAUGGAAGUUUCUGAAAGUUCAU